This is a messenger RNA of Peromyscus maniculatus bairdii (prairie deer mouse), 3216 nucleotides long. Lineage: Eukaryota; Metazoa; Chordata; Mammalia; Rodentia; Cricetidae. The record is from RefSeq and is a predicted model, not a curated record.
UAGCCAGGGGACCCACCAGGUGAGGUCUGCAGACCUCUGGCUUUUACCCCGUCACAAGCCCUCACGGUGCUCGGCGCUCAGUUUGGAAACUGUCCACUUUAGAACGAGCAAAAGGCUCUGUGGUGAGAAGAAGGAGCCCAGCAAAUCCCUCUGCAUGAUCGCUUUCUUGCCGGACUACCAGAUGCAAGCCUGAAGCCAGACCAAGUGCUCAUCUCCGUUUUCAUGCCCCUCUCUGGGAAGUGGGAGUUUGUGUCAGCUUUCCGACAGGCCCCACGUCAGCAAAAUGCCCUUGCGACGGUGAACGCCGGAAUGAGGGUUGUUUUCAACGAAGACACAGGCACCAUGGCGGACUUCCGCAUCUUAUAUGGAGGCGUUGGUGCGACCACAGUCAGCGCAAAUAAAUCCUGCCGGCGGCUGAUCGGAAGGUGUUGGGAUGAAGGGAUGUUGAAUGAAGCUUGCCAGCUGGUUCUGGAAGAAGUCUCCCUGCCAGCAUCAGCCCCUGGAGGAAUGGUGGACUACCGACAGACGCUGACCAUCAGCUUCCUCUUCAAAUUUUACUUAGAAGUGUUGAAGCAGUUAAAGAUGAGGGAUCCCCGUGGAUACCCUGACAUCUCCAAGAAACUCUUACAUGUUCUGGAAGACUUCCCUUUGACCAUGCCACAGGGGAUGCAGUCAUUUAAGGGUGUGGACCCCCGGCAGCCCCUGCAAGACCCAGUCGGGCGUCCCAUCAUGCAUCAGUCUGGCAUUAAACAUGCCACAGGGGAGGCAGUCUUUUGUGAUGAUAUGUCUGUCUUGGCAGGAGAACUCUUCCUGGCCGUGGUAACCAGCAGCAGGCCACACGCUAGAAUCAUUUCCCUCGACGCCUCCGAGGCCUUGGCAUCCCCUGGUGUGGUUGAUGUGAUAACAGCUCAAGAUGUUCCUGGUGACAAUGGCAGAGAAGAAGAAAGCCUGUAUGCACAGGAUGAGGUGACUUGCGUGGGUCAGAUCGUUUGUGCCGUGGCUGCUGAUACUUACGCUCAUGCCAAGCAAGCCACAAAAAAAGUGAAGAUUGUCUAUGAAGAUGUGGAGCCCGUGAUCGUGACAGUUCAGGACGCACUGCAAUAUGAAUCAUUCAUCGGACCUGAAAAAAAACUGGAAAGAGGAAAUGUUCAGUCAGCAUUUCAAAGUGUUGAUCAAGUCCUCGAAGGGGAAGUGCACUUUGGAGGCCAGGAACAUUUUUACAUGGAGACCCAGAGCGUACGUGUGGUACCCAAGGCAGAGGAUAAAGCCAUGGAUAUAUAUGUAUCAAGCCAGGAUGCAGCAUUUGCUCAGGAAAUGGUGGCUUGCACCUUGGGCAUCCCGAAGAAUAGAAUCAACUGCCAUGUGAAGAGGGUCGGUGGAGCCUUCGGAGGGAAAGCAAGCAAGCCCGGGCUCCUGGCGGCCGUGGCGGCUGUGGCUGUGCACAAGACUGGCUGCCCAAUCCGUUUUAUUCUAGAGCGUGGGGAUGACAUGUUGAUAACCGGGGGACGUCACCCACUGCUAGGGAAGUACAAGAUUGGCUUCAUGAACGAUGGGACAAUCAAGGCCGCAGACAUCCAAUUUUACAUCAAUGGCGGCUGCACACCAGAUGAUUCUGAGCUGGUGAUAGAAUACUCUUUGCUCAAACUGGAAAAUGCUUAUAAGAUCCCCAACCUCAGGGUCCGAGGUCGAGUCUGCAAGACCAACUUGCCAUCCAAUACAGCCUUCCGGGGAUUCGGCUUUCCCCAGGGGGCAUUUGUAACAGAAACCUGGGUGUCAGCAGUGGCAGCCAAAUGCAGCCUGCCACCAGAGAAGGUUCGUGAGUUAAACAUGUACAAAACGGUUGAUAGGACAAUUCACAAGCAAGAAUUUGACCCAGCGAAUCUGAUAAAGUGCUGGGAGACGUGUAUGGAAAAGUCUUCCUACCACGACAGGAAAAGGGCUGUGGAGGAAUUUAACCAGCAGAGCUUUUGGAAGAAGAGAGGAAUCGCCAUCAUCCCCAUGAAGUUCUCAGUUGGAUUCCCAAGGACAUUUUAUAAUCAGGCUGCCGCUUUGGUCCAGAUCUACACGGAUGGGUCUGUAUUGGUUGCUCAUGGUGGUGCUGAACUGGGACAAGGCAUUAACACCAAAAUGAUGCAGGUGGCCAGCCGUGAGUUGCAGAUCCCGAUGUCUUACAUACACCUGGACGAAAUGAACACUGUCACCGUCCCCAACACAAUUGCCACCGGAGGCUCCACCGGAGCCGAUGUCAAUGGGAGAGCUGUGCAGAAUGCCUGCCAGAUCCUCAGGAAGCGCCUGGAACCCAUCAUCAGCCAGAACCCUCAUGGUCCCUGGGAAGAGUGGGUCAAUGAAGCUUUUACUCAAAGCAUUAGUCUCUCUGCCACAGGAUACUUUAGGGGCUACCAAGCCGACAUGGACUGGGAGAAGGGAGAAGGUGACAUUUUCCCCUAUUUUGUUUUUGGAGCCGCGUGUUCUGAGGUUGAAAUCGAUUGUCUGACCGGCGCUCACAAGAACAUCAGAACUGACAUUGUUAUGGAUGGAUCUUUCAGUAUAAACCCGGCUGUGGACAUAGGCCAGAUUGAAGGCGCCUUUGUUCAAGGUCUUGGACUUUAUACCCUAGAGGAGCUGAAAUACUCCCCUGAAGGAGUCCUAUACACCCGUGGUCCGAGCCAGUACAAAAUACCUUCAGUUACUGAUGUCCCCGAAGAAUUCCAUGUGUCCCUCCUGACACCAACCCAAAAUCCAAAAGCCAUCUACUCUUCUAAGGGCCUCGGUGAGGCCGGAUUGUUUCUGGGCUCUUCUGUGUUCUUCGCUAUUGCUGACGCUGUGGCCGCAGCCCGAACGGAGAGAGGCUUGCCCCCACUGUGGGCGAUGAACAGCCCGGCCACGGCGGAGCUGAUUCGAAUGGCCUGCGAGGAUCAGUUUACGGACCUGGUUCCACAUGUGGAUUCUAAAUGCUGUAAGCCGUGGUCCAUCCCAGUUGCCUAAUGCCUGGGGUUCAAGCAUAAAAGCAGAUGUUCCAAUGGAUUUAAAGCUUCAACAGGUUACUAGUAUAAACAUCUGUAUCUAAAAUACAUAGAAAAUUGGGGGCAAUUCUUAAAUUUUCAUAUUUACAAAAUAAUCUUCGAUCACUCACGCACACUAUAAGCACUGAUGUUUGUGGAGCUCCAGUCAAAGACUAUGUUUAAUUCGAUAUAAUAAAGAGCACUUUCCACUGUG